GAGCAUGCGCCCACCGUACCAUCACCGCUAAACCCAGCCUCGCGCCAGCCGUCGAAAACCCCAGCUCCGCACGCCGCGCCGAUCCAACGCGAGCAGAGGGAAAAGAAAGACUCGUUGAAGAAGCGCGAGAGCGCGGCCAAUGGCUCAACGGCAUCAUCAGCAAAGCGCAAGGCCGCCGCUACGCACACAUACCCAUCACCCCAGCGAUUCAAUGUGCCUCCCCCGCGGGCGCAGGACUUCGAGGAGCCCAAGGACGACUCGAUGAUGUCCCACGAGCCGUUCCCGCUGUACAUGCCCGACAGCGAACGACAGCUCUACAAGCCCAUCGACCUCGCCGAGAACAAGCGUGGCUAUCGGUAUUCCCGCGCCAUCGCCGACCCCCUCUUCCCCCACAAGCAGUACUAUCGCGCGACCUCGCCGCCGCCGCAUUACGCGCGCAUGAGCUUCGAGGACGCGGACAAGUGGAUGCAUUUCACCACCAACGCGCUCAUCACUACGAACGAGAAGGGGUGGAGGAUGGCUCGCUCGAAUGUCUGUGCCCGGGAGGGGAGCCUAUACUACGAGGUCAAGAUCCACCGCGGCGUGCCGGCGGCGGGCCCGAAUCUCGGAGAGACAGGUCCGCAGCCAUAUGUGCGAUUCGGAUGGGCGAGACGAGAGGCUCCGCUGGACGCGCCGGUCGGGUUCGACGGGUACAGCUACGGGGUGACGGACGUCCGGUUCGAGACGAUGCACCGGAGCCGGCCCGGCAAAUUCUUCCAUCCCAAAAAGGCCAAAGCAAAGCCCUCCGUCAAAGGCCCCGCCGCGGCACCGACCACCAUCACCCUCGCGCCCGAGGACCAACACGUGAAGGAAGGCGACGUGAUCGGCGUGGAGAUCCAGCUCCCCUCGCUCUCCCUGCAGCAGAAGAUCGUCAGCGGGGUCUACAACCCGGCCGUCGACGCCGGCGACGGGUUCGACCACGCCUCGUCCGCGCCCGAGGCCGGCACCGAGCCCGCGGACGUGAUCCGCGACCGCAUCCCCGUGCCCUACAAGGGCAACAGCUACUUCGAGGUCCUCGACCACGUCGCCUCCAAGCCGAUGGAGAUCUACUCGGACCGCACCACCAACCUGAACAACCUGCCCACCUCCUCCUCCGGCGGCGCCGCCCAACGCGACGGGAUCAAGGCCGCGCCGAACCCCAACCACGAAUCGCCCUCGCUGCGGACGCUGCCGCACAGCGCCAUGCGCGUGUACAAGAACGGGAAGCUGGUCGGCACGGCGUUCGAGAACCUCCUCGCGUUCCUGCCGCCGGCGAGCGCGCCGGCCAAGGGCGGCGGCGCGCGCGAGGGCUUCGACGACGGACUGGUGGGCUAUUUCCCGGCCGUGUCGUGCUUCUUCGGCGGGAUCGCCGAGGUGAAUUUCGGGGAUACGGGUUCCGGGUUUUGGUGUCCUCCGUCGCAUCUCAGGGCCACGACGGCGAAGGCGACGGCGACUGCUGUUGCGACCUCGUCGUCCACCACACGCGGGUGGAACCCCGGGAGGCAGUUGCGCGGGAUCGGCGAACGGUACAAGGAGCAGGUCGCGGAGGACGUCGUGUGGGACAUCAUCGACGAGGUGGACUUCUUCGUGCAGGACGGCGGCUUCGAG
This is a messenger RNA of Dissoconium aciculare CBS 342.82, 1626 nucleotides long. Its product is annotated as Set1C complex protein. The annotation marks the transcript as partial. The transcript has 2 exons. NCBI's taxonomy places the organism in Eukaryota, Fungi, Ascomycota, Dothideomycetes, Mycosphaerellales, Dissoconiaceae. Gene Ontology annotation, molecular function: protein binding; transcription cis-regulatory region binding. Gene Ontology annotation, cellular component: Set1C/COMPASS complex. The record is from RefSeq and is a predicted model, not a curated record.